Nerophis ophidion (straightnose pipefish) is the source of this 4244-nucleotide messenger RNA. Its product is annotated as cordon-bleu protein-like 1. The transcript has 13 exons. Gene Ontology annotation, molecular function: actin monomer binding. The record is from RefSeq and is a predicted model, not a curated record. The coding region runs from base 368 to 2719 and encodes 783 amino acids. NCBI's taxonomy places the organism in Eukaryota, Metazoa, Chordata, Actinopteri, Syngnathiformes, Syngnathidae. Gene Ontology annotation, biological process: signal transduction.
GAUGGAGUCCCAUGUUUACCUCGAGCUCCGCGAGCCCUCACGUUGGAAUGUAGGCGGCCACACCCACGGCUUCAUGUCUGCACAGGGAGCUGCUUACCUCCCCGCCGCGGGGGGAGUUCACACCUGGCGGGGCCCGCUGAGCAGGAUUUGGGCGGAGGGAGACGGGUUUGUGGUAGUCAGGCGUGGUGUGACGGUGGACCCUCGCAGGCUCUGCUCGUAGUCUUCGGUAGCAGAGAGGACGCACCAUGGAUCUUAUGUCAGCACACUGAGGGUGUCAAGCAAGAGCAAAGCCCCCAGCCCGCCGGCACUGAAGAGUCUGGACUCCUCAGGUUUCUCCCAGUGGUAUCCAGGAAACCUGGCUUUCACCAUGGACCACAAGGAGAAUCUCAUCGAUAAGGACCUCUCGCUGGUCGUGGUUUUGCCGGACGGGGUGGAAAAGAUGACCACGGUUCACGGCAGCAAACCCCUGAUGGAUCUGCUGGUGACGCUGUGUGCCAGGUACCACCUCAACCCGUCCAGCUACACCUUAGAACUGCUGCCAGCCGGCCGGCACGACACCAAGCUGAAGCCCAGCGCUCUCAUCGGAACCCUGGAGGCAGAGAAGGUGGUCCUCAAAGCCCGAGGAGACGACAAGAACAAGAAAGUCGGUCCUCACAUGCCAGAGGCCACGGUCCGCAUGGUGAUCAACUACAAGAAGAGCCAGAAAACAAUUCUCAGGAUCAGUCCUGAGGUUCCCCUGACUCAACUCCUGCCAGCCAUCUGUGAGAAGUGUGAGUUUGCAGUGGAGAGCACACUUCUGUUCAGAGACCCGCACUCAUUGGCCCCUCUGGACCUGGCCUGGUCCCUCAACCAUUACGCCAUCAGGGAGGUCUAUGCACGAGGCUGUGCGGGAAACAUUCCUCCUCCUGCAUGUCUGGACUCCGCCCCCCCGGCAGCAGUGACGCCAGGCAAAAAUAAGACUCAGAAAGAAAAAGAGAACAAGGGACUCUUCAGCAAGUUCAGGAAGAGCAAGAAAACCUCGACGCAGGCCACGGCGGCCAGUGCCCCGGCUUCUCCGGUGCUGGUGAUCAAGCCUCGACCGCUCAGCAUGGCCCUGCCCGGACCCAGCUCGCCGCCGCUCAUGUCGCCGGGUGACGAGGCGCCCAAGAAGAGGCGAGCGCCUCAGCCGCCCAUCCUGGUGUCUCAGAACUGCCACACCCACCCCGGUACCCGCCAGAGGUUCUACUCCGUACCCAACACCCCGCUGGACUGCAUUCAGGUGUCGGGUCCGAGUCCCGGCUCCUCAGCUGAGUCGUCGCUGAAGAGACCCAAACGCAAGGCCCCCCUCCCGCCUACAUCCCCGGGGGUGACUGUCCCGGAAACGGUUUUUGCUGAGGAAAAUACUCAAGAGUCUGACGGCCAUCUCGCUGUUUUUGCAGAGCUCCCAGCAGCUGAAACACUGGAGGAGAUAAUGGAAGAGACGCCAGCAGCUGCAACCCAGGUCCAGGGAGAAGACCCGAGUCUCCCAGACCUUGGGGACGAUCAAUGCGGUGAUCUGUCCUCAGAUGGCAAAGCGCCACAGGUCCCAGGUGACACCUUGGAUGUCAAGACACUGGCUGGCACGUCUCACCUGGCAGAACGUCAGCCCACACCUGAACAGCCCGGAGACGAGGACCGCGUCCCUGGAACCGACGGCCCCCAGCCGUCACCGCAGGGUGCAGAGACAUCUCAGGCAUCUGUUGGGGAAACCUCCACGGAGGAGACGUUUGAGCCCGAGCACCUGGGCAUAAAGGGCGCAUCGCCCCCCAGUGGCGAGGACGCACAAUUGCAGACGGAUCAAGACAUCUCUCCUGCCGACCAGACGGCGAAUGUCACCACUUCCGCCGACCUCACCUGUAGCCAAGCCUCAGAGGUUUCCUCGUGCCAAGACUCCACGCCAAAAUCCCCCAGCCGCCUAGACUUUGAGCCCAAGCCUUCCAAUGAGUUGACCAGGGACUACGUUCCCAAGGUGGGGAUGACCACGUACACGGUGGUGCCUCCCAAGUCCAAUGAGAAGCUGAGGUACUUUGAAGUCGCGCUGACACUGGAGUUGCCCCCUGCUGCUCAGUCCGGCGGGGAGGGGCCACCAGUCAACGUAGACUCUGUCGAUGGAUGCCUAGCUCAGUCCAUUCCCGCCUCACCUCCCAGCAGGUUGUGCUCACCUCAAGAAGGUCCACCAGGGGAGGUCCGGGCCACCAAAGUUCCACCCGCAACUAAACCCAAGCCGGGUUCUUUCCGCUUGCCCAAGCACAAAAAGCCAGCUGGGUAUUACGUAACAUCAGCCGCGGAGAAGACCGGUCCAGUUUCUGUGGACCGGGUGGACUUACCACCACUCGAGGGCGCCACAGCGGCGACUGAUGCUUCCGGCCAGGUGCGGGAGACGAGGCAGAGCAAAGAGCAAAGGCUAAGCUUGGAGAAACUCAGGAGCUUUGCUACUCCCAGGCCUUUUUCCCCCAGAACGCCGUCCCGCUUCGCCCAGGCCGUGUCCGUUGCCGUGAGGCGGAGCCACUCCUCGCCACGCGGACCCGAGUCAACCGGCUCUCCGCCGAGGCCGCGUCCUCCUGCUGCCGGACCGUGUUCCUUCGUCGAGAAGGCUGCAGUCUUGGAUUUGAAGGGCCAGGUGCCCGGGGUCCAGGGUCAAACCACAUCCUCAGACCGAAGUCAAGAGCCACCAACAGAAGCUCCUGAUGACAGCAAAUGAUCUUCUGAGAACAUCUGGACCUCUCUGCCCCCAGACACCUUCAUAGACCUGACCCUUCAUGGACUUCUCUGCCCCCAGACCCCUUCAUAGACCUGACCCUUCAUGGACUUCUCUGCUCCCAGACACCUUCAUAGACCUGACCCUUCAUGGUCUUCUCUGCUCCCAGACACCUUCAUAGACCUGACCCUUCAUGGUCUUCUCUGCCCCCAGACACCUUCAUAGACCUGACCCUUCAUGGUCUUCUCUGCUCCCAGACACCUUUGUAGACCUGACCCUUCAUGGUCUUCUCUGCUCCCAGACACCUUCAUAGACCUGACCCUUCAAGGUCUUCUCUGCUCCCAGACACCUUCAUAGACCUGACCCUUCAUGGUCUUCUCUGCUCCCAGACACCUUCGUAGACCUGACCCUUCAUGGUCUUUUCUGCUCCCAGACACCUUCAUAGACCUGACCUUUCAUGGACUUCUCUGCUCCCAGACACCUUCGUAGACCUGACCCUUCAUGGUCUUCUCUGCCCCCAGACACCUUCAUAGACCUGACCCUUCAUUGUCUUCUCUGCUCCCAGACACCUUCAUAGACCUGACCCUUCAUGGUCUUCUCUGCUCCCAGACACCUUCAUAGACCUGACCCUUCAUGGUCUUCUCUGCUCCCAGACACCUUCAUAGACCUGACCCUUCAUGGUCUUCUCUGCUCCCAGACACCUUCAUAGACCUGACCCUUCAUGGUCUUCUCUGCUCCCAGACACCUUCAUAGACCUGACACUUCAUGGAUUUCUCUAAUCCCAGAUACUUUUACAGACCUGACCUUUCAUGGUCAUAUUUUCUCCCAGACACCUCCAUUGACCUGACACAUCAUGGUCUUCUUUUUUCCCCAGACACCUUCAUAGACCUGACCCUUCAUGGUCUUCUUUUUUCCCCAGACACCUUCAUAGACCUGACCCUUCAUGGAUUUCUCUGCUCCCAGAUACUUUUACAGACCUGACCUUUCAUGGUCGUAUUUUCUCCCAGACACUUUCAUAGAUAUGACCCUUCGUGGUCUUCUUUUCUCCCAGUCAUGGACUUCUCUGCUCCCAGACACCUUCAUAGACCUGACCCUUCAUGGUCUUCUCUGCUCCCAGACACUUUCAUAGACCUGACCCUUCAUGGACUUAUUUGCUCCCAGACACCUUCAUAGACCUGACAUUUCAUGGACUUCUUUGCUCCCAGACACCUUCAUAGACCUGACCCCUCAUGGACUUCUCUGCUCCCAGACACCUUCAUAGACCUGACCCUUCAUGGACUUCUUUUAAUUAUGCUUUUAUUUUCAGUCUGAUGCUCUAACUUGCAUUUAAUGCAUUGCUGUUUUAGAGGAUCAGAAUAUAAACAGUUCUAUAAAUGUUGAUGAUUUUUCAGAGUUGCAGUGAAGUGUGUUGGGUUUAUAGUCCAGGUCCUGGCUGAUGGUACUCAAAGACCCGCAGAGGAGUCUUUUCUAUUUAAAUGUGCUGAAACUGUAUGCCAGAAAUGAGGAAUAAAGGUGCAGUAAAACUGAA